Molecule: messenger RNA, 2187 nt
Organism: Lingula anatina
Lineage: Eukaryota; Metazoa; Brachiopoda; Lingulata; Lingulida; Lingulidae
Biological process (GO): signal transduction
Cellular component (GO): cytoplasm
Molecular function (GO): protein binding
Source: RefSeq, a predicted model, not a curated record
ACCAGGUUGUUCAAGGUGAAACUGUCUAGAUAAUAGUGGAACACGAACCGCUUUUCUCGGCACAGCCCAGAUUUUGCAGCCCUGCAGGUUGUUGUUUCCAAGCCAACACGGAUAUUAUAGGUGGAUCCUAAAGCCUAAAGAUCCUAAAGAGUCGUUGGUUGAAUUAAACAAGUCAACGAAUUACAUCUGGCACAUUUUUGUCCAUUUAAAGUCACAAAUGACAGACGUAGAGAAAUCCAACCGGCCUGAGUUCUACGUGCCAACACAAUUUUGCCAAGAUGACCAAACAGCGCAAGAUUGGCAAGAUGAAGUUUUUGAUAAUACUCAAAUGGCCUCAGCCAACCAAGGUCAAAUAGAAGGUAAAAACCAAGGUGAGCAGCGCGAUACGUCACCAAGUGCAGGAAACGAAUGGUCAUAUGCUAUGGAGAGAGAGAACACAGCGCCACUAUCAAGGGUUCACCGCGAAAGCAGUCACCUGUCGGAUCUGUCCAGCGAAAGUUCAGAAAUUACGUACAAAUGUACCUUUAACCACCAUUCUAGAGAGAGAAUGUCGUCGUGGGAUGACAAGAGUUACUCGGUGCCACGUUGUAAGUCUACUGGACAUUUGAGAAUGCAGAAGAAGCAAUUAGCCCAACGCGGCAUCUCGGCGCCGAGUCCCCUCCAUGAAGCACCGGGAGGUUGUGUGUCGCCAACGGAUGAGGAACCAAGUACGCGGAGGACUUUGCCUUUUGCUAAUGUAUACGAGUUUUUCGUGUCGUCAGACUUUUGUGAUGAUGACCUCAGAUAUUUCAAAACUCACGGGUUUCUGAAACUUUGGAAUGCGAUGCCUCAAUUCAUCAAUUUGCGGCGACUGUCCCUAUCACACCUGGACCUUUUGGCCUUACCUGAAGACGUCCAUUGGCCGGAAAGACUUUCCCAUUUUUACCUGUCUGGAAACAGGCUCUCCGUUUUGCCAUCGAGUAUGGAACAUUUGCAGUCGUUGGAGUUCAUACACCUUGGUGGAAACCGAUUUUGCAGCAUCCCCCCUGUGCUGAGGCGGCUUAAGAUGCUGACGGGUCUGGACUUAACCAACAAUUGUCUUAUAGGCGAAGGUCUGGUAUCGGGGGCUGAGGUGGAAAACUAUGGUUUCCAGGAGCUGCGUUCUCUUUGCCUUGCCUGUAAUGUCAUAGAUAACCUUCCAGGGAAGUUCUUUUUAAUGAAGCAGCUACAAGAACUGGAUGUUUCGUAUAACCGCCUGACUCAAAUUCCAGCUGCCAUACGAAACUUGAAGAACUUGGAGUUUCUUCGAUUAACGGGCAACCGGCUGCAGACGAUUCCUUCGGAAAUCGAAAGCCUUGACCGUCUGUUGUAUCUCUGCCUUUCUGAAAACGCUCUCGUCGACAUUCCAACAAAUGCGCUACAUCGACUGAUAAACAUAAAAAGCCUUUGCCUGAACUCGAACAGACUUCCCUGUGAGGUAGUAAAGGGUAUACAAGUGAUACAGGAAAGCUCACCCUUCGUCAAAGUUAGUCUCCGUGAAAACUGCAAGUAUUUCAUCGAAAUAAGAGACGCCUUCAGAGCGAAACUGCAUCAAUAUUUUGAGAAAGAUGGCAAGAUCGACUUCGAGUCAGAUGUGUACGUCAUGCACGCCGACCACGCAGAAGAUUACGCUCUCGUAGACCAGGAGAUUGUCCCACAUCUGGAGGAGCGGAAUCUCAAAGUAACGGUAAACAUCCAAGCCCUGAGGCCUGGCUUACCUGUCAGCGAUCAGCUAGUACAUUUUAUUGAAUCAUCGAGGAAGAUCUUGGUUGUUUUCACCAAGAACGACGUCUUUGAACACACUUGCAAAGAGACCCUGACUAAAGUAAAGGCAGCACUGGAGAAACGCAAGAAGGAAGUGUCAGAAACAUCACCCAUUGUGCUUGUAGAGUGGUGCCCCAAGUCCAAGGUGCCACAUGAAUUCAAAGAUUUGUAUGUUAUUCAUAGACGGACUCCGACGCAUGAAAAACAUUUCUGGCCAAAUAUUAUAAAUGCUAUCACACAAUAGAGAUAAAAUGUGAAAUUCAAACAAACCGCACAGUUGGUUUAGGUAGUAUAUGCUACACAUACAAAUAAGCUCGAACUCAGUUAUUAAUGGGAGGUUAUCAAGAGUUUAAAGGGAUAAUAACUCUUCGUAUGAGAUCUAUAUUUCACAAUAAAAACAUUGUA